AUGCUGCGAUGGGGACGAUCUGCGCUGGCUGCCGCGGGUCUCCGUCCACGGCCAUCGCUGGCUCUUGGCUCGUCUGACGCCGAUCCGACUGUUAACUUACAUGCUGACCCUGAGGCGGCCAUCGGAUACCUUGCCGCCGAAGCGGCCUGGACUGAGGCGGCGGUCAUGAACCCACUGGCGUCCGAGGUCGACGCCCUCGCGGCGGGCAUGCUCCGCAAGCUCCCUCCAGACUCGGCCGUCCCGCCGGAGCGUGUCGGCGAGUAUCUGGUGGCGGUAACCCUGCCUCCCGGGGCCGAGUAUCCGGUCGUCUCGCGGACUCCCGCUGCUGCCCCCGAAUCUGCGCCGCAGCUCGUCCUCGACCUCAACACCCUCUUCGACACCUUUGCCACCUCCACCCUCCAGUUUGGCGACGUCAAGCUCUCGCCGGACGGUGCCCGUGUCGCCCACGCACUCGACGUCGGCGGCGCCGGCUCCAUGCAUGUCUACGUCAAGGACCUCGCCACUGGGGCGUACCUUGACGCCGCCGGCUGGAGCCAGCCACCCGGCGCUCCGCCGGCGCCCGUCACUCCCGACCCGAUCUCGGCACUCGAGUGGGAUGCAGACUCGAGAGGUCUGAUCGUUGUCUCGGACGCUGGUGAUGCCGUCGGCAUGGUGGGCGUCGGCCGCGACCGCGCUCCGUCGUCCACACACUGGUUCCUCUCUGCGCCUGCAGAUAGCCAGCUCUUGAGCGAGCCAGCCCACUUUGAUCUCGGCACCACCUCGCGCCGAUCAUACCUCGCCGCUGGCCUCUUUGGUGCCUCGUCGUCAUGCCUUUGGAUCGCGCGGUCUUCCCCCGGGAAGCCUACCCCGCCGGAGGCCUUUAAGCUUGUCCGCGAGCCUGUGCCGUCCACCAAGUACUUUGCCGCCGAGUGGGGGGCCGACACCGAGCCCGAUGCUCGCCUAGCUCUGAUAGUUUCUUCGCCUGCUUGGCCCAACUACGCCAUCGUCGACGCUGCCACCGAUGAGCUCCUCCUUCCCCACGAUCCAAGCUUCGCCAUCGAGGACGCUGACGUCGUCGGAAAUGUCGCUGUCGUUCUCGGGCGAGAGCUGGACUCGGGCCUUCCCGGCCUUCGGCUGCUGCGGCUUCCGCCUGAUGCGCCACUCGGCUCUGUGCCGCUGGCGCCAAGCCUUCCAAGCGAGCUCUCGUCGUUUGUGCCGGGCGCCAACUGGCAGCCGCCACGUGGGACGCCGUCGGCCCCGCCGUCGUACCGCCUCGUCGGCGACUCGCCCAUCCAUCACGAGUCGCCAGUCGACGUCAAACUCAGCGGCGCAGGCUUUGGUCGCAUCGCUGCCUCGGCCGUUGCGCCUGCUGUCGCUGCCACCGUUGAGCGGUUGGCUGUCCCAUCAUCGCGUGAUGCCGGGGUCUCUAUCCCGGUCACGGUUGUCAAGCCAGCUGACGCUCCAAACGGCCCCAUGCCGUUCCUCACCUUUGUGUACGGUGCGUACGGCAUGUCGCUGCCCGAGACCUACGAUGAGCGCUGGCUGCCGAUGAUUGAGCGCGGUGUUGGCCUGGCCUACAUUCACGUCCGCGGCGGCAGCGAGCUCGGCCCGGAGUGGCACGCCCGAGGUGCCCGCGAGUACAAGGCCAACUCGAUCUCUGAUUACGUCGACUGCCUCGAACACCUGCAGUCCACUGGCCUCGCUGAUCCGAGCCGCACCGGUGCGCUUGCGCUCUCUGCAGGCGCCAUUGUCGUCGCAAACGUUAUCCUCAACGCACCGCACCUGCUCUCGGCCGCCGUCUUGGACGUCCCCUUUGUCGAUGUCCUCGGCGCACUCGAUGCCCAUCGCGGCGUUGCCGCAGCACGCGGCCUCGAGGCCGCCGACCUGGCCGAGUACGGCGAUCCCCGGAGCGAUGCAAUGCUGCGCAAGACUAUAGAGGCUUACUGCCCGCACGCGCAGCUCCUCGCGCUUUGGCGACAUGCGCGCGACGCCGGCAAGGCCGACGCCGGCGGUGCCAAUCGCCCCCGCCUCCUCGUUCGCGCUGCCGUCAACGACGACCGCGUCCUCCCGGCUUCGGUUGCCGCCUUUACCGCCCUCUACCGCAGCACGUUUCCCGAUGCCGAGCUCGCUGUCGAGGUCGAGGACGACGUCGGCCACUUUGGCGACGCCGGUAAGAUGGGCGUCGCGAGCAUAAAAGCCCACGAGCUCUGCUCCAAGUAA
Molecule: messenger RNA, 2199 nt
Organism: Thecamonas trahens ATCC 50062
Lineage: Eukaryota; Apusomonadida; Apusomonadidae
Product: protease II
Exons: 2
Coding region: 1-2199 (732 amino acids)
Biological process (GO): proteolysis
Molecular function (GO): serine-type endopeptidase activity
Source: RefSeq, a predicted model, not a curated record